GCGCAUCGCGGACAUAGAUAAGAUCAUUUUUCUUAUCUUAAGGUACAACAAAAAACAAUUUUUUUUGAAAGAAUCGCUUUUUAAUCGUACAAGUUAAAAUGAUUGUGGUGGAUUGUAUUAAUUAAGAAUUAAACGUGGUCAAGAUAAGGAUUUUCUUAAAAUAAUGUUAUUUUUUUAUAUAAUUAGUUAAUGAAGUUAAAAAAUGAGUGAAAUUUUUAGGCCAUUUUUUAUAUACAUCGUGAUGUUGUGUUCGAUUUCGUUGUGUAUUGAGGAUUCGGACGACAUCUACCACAAUGAUAAACAGUUACUUUUCUUUGAACGAAAUAAUCUCAGCGUUGUAAUUGAAUAUGACGAAUUCUUAGAUCAUUUGCAAUUCCAUUUUAACUGGGACGAUUCUUUGCACGAAUUCUUAAUAGUUACAUUAACACACAUCCCAAGUACCAACACAAGCAUUCAUUGUGGUGUUGACAUCGAAGAAACCAUCUACGGUCCCGAUUAUUUCCUCGGAAGCAGGGACGAACUCAAUUUCGGUUGUACUUAUCUCAUAACAGUUAAUGACAGCUUCGAAAGCCUAUCUUUUAAUUACUCCAUACCUUAUUGUGUCGAUGGAAAAUGCGAUUGCAACCAUUUCCCGCUACCGAUGAACAUUACCGUGGAGUAUCAACGUAAAGACGAAUUUUUAAUUGAAUGGAUUUUUGGGAAUCCCCAAGAUGAAGCGGUUUUAGUGAACGUCACGUUUAUUUCCUACGUAAUUGAGAAUUGCGGCGAUUUUUCUGCAUCUCAAUACACUUUAAUGGAACCUAAAUAUAAAUUAUUAGAUUCGAAUAAUUCCGCUUUGAUUUUUACCGAAAAUCACCCCCAUAUAUGUUUAUUAAUUACCUUUACAAACAAAUUUGGUUGCCCUGAACGAUAUUUGAGGCGAUUAGAAGUCAUAAAACAGGAUGUUUCUCCUUGGCUCAACAUCUCCUACACGUUUAUCUUGGUAAUUAUCUUAUUGGUCAUCAUAGCACUUUGGUACAUCGAUAAAUGCCGAGGAACAAUCAAAGCUUUAUUAAUCUCGAGGUUUUUAAACCGAAGGCGAAGAAACCACAACAUUUACAGCUAUGCUACAGAAACCACGAAAAAGAUCGAAACAAACAAUUUGUUGUACAUCGAAAGCGAAAUUCUCGAAGGAGAGGUCGAUGAAUUCGAAUUUCCAAGAAACCAUUUAAAACUUUUAUACGAAAUUGGAAAAGGAGCCUUCGGCGAAGUUUAUCUUGGAAACGCGCUCGUUAACGGCAAAGAAGAAUCGGUCGCUGUUAAAACGUUGCGAGAAAAAUCUUCGAUUGAAGAGGUCGAAGAUUUCCGAGCGGAAAUCGAUAUAAUGAAGAAAAUCGGGCAACAUCCCAACAUUGUGACGAUGCUGAAAUGUUGCACUCUUCACGAACCGUUUAUGAUGAUUAUGGAAUACGUUCCUUACGGAGAUUUGAAGCAUUACUUAAUGAAUUUGAGAGAUAAGUGGAAGAAGAAGCUAAUUAAUUAUAAUGAUGACGUCUACAAUGGAUCUGGGAUGUAUAUUAACCCAAAUUCGCCGAGAUUUGAGAAAACGAAGAAGCCUUCAACAAGUACCGAAUACACAAAUUUAUCAACAACGCCAACCCCAACAUCCCUAGAUCAAUUCACAUUUGACGUCGAUCAAUCAUCGCUUUUGGACCACACCGAAUUACAACAUUUCGCCCUUCAAAUAGCUUGCGGGAUGGCACAUUUAGAAAAAAUUCCGAUAACCCAUCGUGAUUUAGCGGCAAGAAACAUUUUAAUCGACGCGAAUAAAGUGUUGAAGAUCUCCGAUUUCGGUUUAUCCCGACCUGGGCCAUACAUCAAUAAGAGCCAUAACAAACUUCCAUUGCGAUGGAUGGCUUUGGAGGCUAUCGAAGAGCACAUUUAUGAUAAUAAAAGUGACGUUUGGUCGUUCGGUGUGGUUUUGUGGGAAAUUGGAACGUUAGGCGCUUUUCCAUAUGACACAAUUCCCGAUCGAAUGUUACUUUAUCAUUUGCACGUGGGGAAACGGUUGGAACGGCCGGAAAUUUGUACGGAUGAGCUGUAUUCGUUGAUGUUAAGGUGUUGGUCGGAGGAUCCGAAAUUAAGGCCGACGUUCGAAGAGUUAGUUCAACAAUUAGAUGUAAAUAAAAGUCGAGUUUAUAUUGAUUUUGCGCAAUUAAAUCCGACGUACGUUUUUCCGCCCACAAGUUCGAACCAUAGGUGUGCCAAAAAAGUGGAAGAAUGUCAAAAAAAUAAUGACGAAAUAAUGAUUACGCAAGAUAACGUUGUUAGUGAUAAAGAACAGUAUCUUGAGUGUCCUUAAAAUAGAUACGUUUUAGAUUGUUAAUUUAUUAUUUUAUAUUUGCGAGACAAAUUUGU
Molecule: messenger RNA, 2397 nt
Organism: Onthophagus taurus
Lineage: Eukaryota; Metazoa; Arthropoda; Insecta; Coleoptera; Scarabaeidae
Source: RefSeq, a predicted model, not a curated record